AUGCUGAGAAACGGUCGGUUUAAAGGCAAUGAUACCAAUGGGAGAUUCGGAGCCGGUUCUAGGCCUCGAAAGGUACUUGAACAAAACAUCGCUCAAAAUGAGAGUAGACGUUUGUCAAACCCUACACAGAAUGGACGAUCGGAUAGCAGAAUCAAUAUCUCUGUCAAGAGAGAGCCACCCUCACAGGGCAACGAGGCGAACGCUGGACGCCCUUCUGCAGAUGAGGGGCCAUCGCAGAACAAGCCUCACAGCGAUGUGCUCAAGGGCCUUCAAAAAUCUGCGCCACAGGAGACACUGGAGGAACUGAAGCGGCUGCAGCAGAAAAUUGUGGUUAAGGCCCAUCUAAACCGCUUCAAGGAUCUUGAUACGCCUUCUACAAACCCCGAAGCCCUGAUAAAAGCCAGAGAGGGCCCGGGAACAGACCCUGAAUCCAAGAUUUAUCAAGAGCUUUCUAGGUGGCGUGUUGUUCCAGGCAAAUCCCACAGGAAUUCGUCCGUCCAGUCGCUUGUUGGCGCUCUGGGACCGAAUAUUGAGACUGAACUUGAACGGUAUCAGGCACAGUGGACCGCUUACACGGAGACUGAAGCGGUUUACCCCGUUGUUGAUGAUGGACGACUCGUUCUCUUGUCCGAACCGACAGAUUCCGCACUUGUUCUCAAGGCGUCCAGUCAGGAGGUUGGUCUUCAGAUGGACCUUAAUGCUGCCGAUUUAAGCAUUGCAGUCCAGCCCGCUGAGCACAACUGGGGCGAUGCCUUUUACGCGAACUGGGAGUAUCGUCCUCGCACUUGUUCCAAUUUCGAGGCGUUCCGCGAUUGGUUCCGUCGCUGGCUUGACACGACCCUUUUGAUCUGUUGCUAUGUCGAUAUCUACCAUCCAGCAUUCUUCGAUGGCACCGCCCAUCCUGAUGGAGAAGCGUCACUUUUGAUUCCUGACUUUGAUGACCAUUCUACCAGUCUCGAUUGGAACGACGGAGAAUCCCAGCUUCAUUGCCACGAAACGGUGGAGGGCUACUGCUACAACUGGGCGCUGCAUAUCAAGCGUGAGGAAGAAGAAGAGCAGGAACGACGAGUGCGGGCUCGCAACGCCUACAUCGAGAGCACCAAGGCCACCACUCCCUUGGCCAGCCUGCAGACCCCGAAAGCAAACCUCUAUCUCCGCCCCGUCGAGAUGAGUGAUAUACCCGAGCUCCUCGAUAUUUUCAACUGGUACAUACACAAGUCCCCCCUCACCAUCGACGUGGCCACGCUUAAUGAGGAUGAAGUCCGCGAACGUAUUGAAACCGCCAAGCGCGAACGACUGCCCUUCAUCGUCGCCGCUGAGCGUAGGUCCAUCCACAACCGGGACAACUCUUCCCAGAAGAUCCUAGGCUACGCACUUGCCACUGACACCGUUGGUGAGCGGACUGCUGAGCGCUUCACUGCGGGUCUCGAGAUCUUCGUCAGACCCGAGUUCAAACACCGGGGUAUCGGAAAAUGCCUAAUGGACAAGCUUUUGGAGGUGUGCGAUCGGACCUACAACCCCCUUGGUGGCUACUUCUUCGAUGCCGACUUCGAGGAUCGUACUGGCUACUAUUCAGGAGGGCGACGCCGGCUUGCUUGUCUUAUGUUCGCCAUAAGUUACCCGUACGAGGAUCGUAAACAGUACAAGUGGAUUCAUGAGUGGCUGGAAAAGAAUUAUGGUUUUGAGCAACAGGGUCUGCUCAGGGGCACUCGGAUCAAGUUUAAUCGAUUGUGA
Molecule: messenger RNA, 1734 nt
Organism: Aspergillus ruber CBS 135680
Lineage: Eukaryota; Fungi; Ascomycota; Eurotiomycetes; Eurotiales; Aspergillaceae
Product: GNAT family N-acetyltransferase
Exons: 1
Coding region: 1-1734 (577 amino acids)
Molecular function (GO): acyltransferase activity, transferring groups other than amino-acyl groups
Source: RefSeq, a predicted model, not a curated record